AUGGCCAGCUCCCAAGGAACCGCGCCCAUCAACCCUCCGGCUAACCCUGCGGCCGGCCACCAACUUGGAAUAAAUGGCCAUGGUCCUACGCCUGUUCCCCAACUUCCAACAAAUGGUAAUGGGUCGGCUGCGGUCGCUGCCGAUGCAAGCUCCAGCAACCGGGUCUCCGAUUCCGACGGCGGCGUUGGGCAAGACAAUGCCGCUGAUCUAGAUCACCGACUCCUGUAUGGGCGCACUUACCACGCCUACCGAGAUGAGACUGGCGGUGCCAAUAUUGAUGGUUACAAACCAUACUUCGUACCAAACGAUGAGGUCGAGUUCCGCCGUAUGAAUCUCCAGCACGACCUAGUGACGUCUGCGCUGGACUACCGGUUGUAUUCGUGCCCGGCCGGCGUGGAUGCGCCCCUGAGAAAUGUCCUUGACGCUAGCUGCGGGACGGGCAUCUGGACGGUGCAGCUGAGGAGAACCCAGACGCCAGAGUCGGUCCUUGGUGUUGAUAUCAGCCCCUGGGCACCUGAUCCCAAGCCCCCGAACGCCUACUUCAAUGAGCAUGACCUGGACAUGGACUGGGAGUACCGUGUUCAGUUUGACCUCAUCUACGCGCGCUUCUUGGCGGGUUCCAUCACGAACUGGCCCAAAUUCUUCGGCCAGGCAUACCAAAACAUCCAGCCGGGCGGCUGGCUCGAGAUGGUUGACUUUCUGUACCCCAUAACCUCAGUUCACGGCAGCAUCCCGAGGGAAAGCGCGCUGUACCGCUGGAAUAUCGGGCUCGUAGAGGCUUCACGGGCGCUCGGUGUCAACCUGAACUGCAGCAGGGAUUACCAGCAGCAAAUGCGCCUUGCUGGAUUCCAAAACGUGUCGCGACAGGAGCAUUCGUGGCCGCUGGGUAUUUGGCCGCAAAGCCGGAGGGGGAAAUAUAUGGGCAGGAGAGCUCUCCAAAACACCAUCGAGAGUCUCCACGGACUCACCCUCCUGCCUUUCACGCGCGGUUUGAACUGGUCUGUCGAACAGGCGAAUUCUUUACGCGAAAGUACCGCUCAGGACCUCAGGAACCUGGGCCUCCGCGUCAGGUUCCGCCUUAUCGUCGUCUACGGGCAGAAAGCUUUGUGAAUAUGUAAACCAGCGCCGUCCGGUUUUGGCUGAGAUGUAC
Molecule: messenger RNA, 1150 nt
Organism: Chaetomium fimeti
Lineage: Eukaryota; Fungi; Ascomycota; Sordariomycetes; Sordariales; Chaetomiaceae
Product: S-adenosyl-L-methionine-dependent methyltransferase
Exons: 11
Coding region: 1-1110 (369 amino acids)
Source: RefSeq, a predicted model, not a curated record